AUGUCUGAAUUCUACAAAUUGAGUCCAAAGGACAAGAAAGGUGAGCCAUUUCCGUUCUCUCAGUUGGAGGGCAAGGUGGUCUUGAUCGUCAACGUUGCAUCGAAAUGUGGAUUCACUCCACAAUAUGAGGAAUUGGAGGCUCUUUACAAAAAAUACAAGGACCAGGGUCUAGUCGUUCUUGGAUUCCCUUGCAACCAGUUUGGGAGCCAGGAACCUGGCAGUGAUGAGGAAAUUGGCCAGUUCUGUCAGUUGAACUACGGUGUCAGUUUCCCUGUGUUGAAGAAAGUUGAUGUGAAUGGUGGGAAUGCAGACCCUGUCUACGAAUAUCUAAAGUCUCAAAAGUCAGGCUUGCUAGGUUUCAGAGGUAUCAAAUGGAACUUUGAGAAAUUCUUGGUUGAUAAGAAGGGUGUUGUUCAGCAAAGAUACUCAUCUUUGACCAAGCCGUCUUCGUUGGACUCCGCGAUUGCCGAUUUGCUCAAGGCUUAA
Torulaspora delbrueckii is the source of this 486-nucleotide messenger RNA. RefSeq names its product peroxiredoxin HYR1 (gene HYR1). The transcript has a single exon. NCBI's taxonomy places the organism in Eukaryota, Fungi, Ascomycota, Saccharomycetes, Saccharomycetales, Saccharomycetaceae. The record is from RefSeq and is a predicted model, not a curated record. Gene Ontology annotation, molecular function: glutathione peroxidase activity. Bases 1 to 486 code for a protein of 161 amino acids. Gene Ontology annotation, biological process: response to oxidative stress.